Messenger RNA from Cuscuta epithymum, 934 nucleotides. Lineage: Eukaryota; Viridiplantae; Streptophyta; Magnoliopsida; Solanales; Convolvulaceae. The record is from the annotation of a GenBank genome assembly.
AAACACUCUGUCCAAACAAAACGGAGGAGAAACGACGAAAGAGAGAAAGAUGAGCAGGAAGGAGGAGAAACGACGAAAGCUCCAUGAAGCUCUCCUUAAAGCGCUCUAUCCGCCUCCAUCAUCGCCUCCUCAUCGCCAAGAGGAAAGGAGCGGGGGAGCCGGGUGCACUCAUACAGAAAGUCUCGAUUUAGAUCUCGUUCCAGAUGAUUUUGAGAAAGAAAGGAGCUCCUCUUCUUCUUCUUCUUCAAGCGAUGAGGAGGGUGGGUGUGAAGCUCAGAAAUUGACUAGGGCUCAGAGGAAGCGCAUCCGCAGAACGAAGCUCAAGGAAGCUGCUUCCCGUCGCCAGAAAAUCAUCGGCCCUUUGUUGCCCAAUGCAAGCGUUGAGAGCGGUGCGGAGAACGUACAGGAACAUCUUCCAGGUGUUUGUCAAAAUGCCUACCCGCCAGAGACUGCACAGUGUACAAAGAAGAAUAAGGUGAAGAACAGAAGGAUGUGCAAGAAGUUAGGUUGUGAGAGGUCCAAUAGUAGCAAGCAGUGAUGCUGGUCCGGCUCCAUUCAACCAUACAAUCUCGAGUGAUUCUUGGCAAUAUUCUAAUGGUGAAGUGGGAUUAUCUGUCCACCCGGUUGACAUACGUGUGCUACUUUUUGUUAAUGCGAACACAAAUUCUGGUUCUGAUGUAGUUAUUGUAUUGGUUUUAGCUCGAAAUAGUGAGUCUUAAUUGCUCUUAUUAUAUAUAGAAAUCUUGUUCUUUGUCUACUCUUAAAUUAGUAUGCUUUGUUCUUCGAUAUGUAGGAAUAGCAGUUUUCUAGCAUUCCUCACUGAAAUUUGAUUCUCCCAUAAUGGGGGAGCAUAGUUUGAUAGUUUCACAAGUGUCAUAUUUCAACAUUAUGUGAUUUUAGUCACUAGUUGCUUAUAGUAUGCUCUCUUUUUACA